AUGCCCCCUAGGCGCACCCGUCAAGAGGCAGUAGCUCUCAAUGGGCUGGGAUCCCCGGGCGAUGGAGGUGCAAAACAUCCCCGGACGUCUCCUCGCGGCAGUCAUUUACAACCCGUAUCAUCGUUCUGGUACCUUACUUUGGAUCGGGGUAAACAGCGGAUUCGAAUGCUGAGGAUCCACCGUCCCGUCGAUGUCUGCAACGCACCCAUCAAAGGCGAUUUGCUUACGUUCGGCCAUGAAGCAGCCCCGCCAUCUCAUGCCCUGUCCUACACUUGGAAAAGUCAGGAAAAUAUGCAAACCUUAAAAAUGAACGAUCGCGCGCUAGAUAUCGGAUCCAACAUGUUCAAGUUCUUUGAAGAGUUCCGAAAGCAUCACUGCAGUCUGUGCAGCGAGCAGUGCUGGCUAUGCGUUGACCAAGUUUGCACAGAUAAGAACGACAUUUUAGAGCGCAAUCAUCAGGUCAACAUGAUGGCUGCGAUUUAUUCAGAGGCAAGAUCGACCAUAGUCUGGUUGGCUUGA
This is a messenger RNA of Didymella exigua CBS 183.55, 519 nucleotides long. RefSeq lists its product as uncharacterized. Lineage: Eukaryota; Fungi; Ascomycota; Dothideomycetes; Pleosporales; Didymellaceae. The transcript is spliced from 2 exons. The record is from RefSeq and is a predicted model, not a curated record. The coding region runs from base 1 to 519 and encodes 172 amino acids.